AUGCUAGGGAGCUGUGGCUUUGGCUUUGGCUCAGGCUUUGGCAAAGGAAGGGGAUUUGGGAUGAGGGGGAGAGGGGGUGUGGCGUUGGCUGUGUCGAGGGGGGUCUCUUUUUCUUCUUCUUCGUCUUCGAGGUUGGGUGGGGAUGGGGAUGGGGGGUUGGAAAAUUUAAAAGGAAAGGGAGAUAGAGGAAAGGGAGAUGAAGAAGGAGAUGGAGAUGGAAAAGCAAAGAGAGAAAAAGAAUACCCGUUUAAAAAUAAAACGAUACUGGUAACAGGUGCGUCGCGUGGGAUUGGAAAGGCGAUAGCGAAGAGGUUUGGGGAGUUGGGAGGGAGAUUGGUGGUGGUGGGGAGGAAGAGGGAGGGUUUGGAGGAAUUGGGGAGGGAAUUUGGGGGUGAGGGGGAGGGGAAGUUGGAGGGGGGAGGGAGAGGGAGAUUGAGAUGGAGAUUGUUUGUGGGGAUGUAG
Messenger RNA from Sclerotinia borealis F-4128, 462 nucleotides. The record is from the annotation of a GenBank genome assembly. NCBI's taxonomy places the organism in Eukaryota, Fungi, Ascomycota, Leotiomycetes, Helotiales, Sclerotiniaceae.